This is a messenger RNA of Populus trichocarpa (black cottonwood), 787 nucleotides long. RefSeq names its product 60S ribosomal protein L19-1. The coding region runs from base 65 to 640 and encodes 191 amino acids. NCBI's taxonomy places the organism in Eukaryota, Viridiplantae, Streptophyta, Magnoliopsida, Malpighiales, Salicaceae. The record is from RefSeq and is a predicted model, not a curated record. The transcript is spliced from 2 exons. Gene Ontology annotation, biological process: translation. Gene Ontology annotation, cellular component: cytosolic large ribosomal subunit; ribosome. Gene Ontology annotation, molecular function: RNA binding; structural constituent of ribosome.
CCAUUGUCUCUUCAUAGGAGAAGUUAAGAUCAAUUUCUGUUGUCAAUUCAUCCAAUCUAUAACAAUGGUGUCACUGAGGCUGCAGAAGCGGCUAGCUGCUAGUUUACUCGAUUGUGGGAAGGGAAAAUUGUGGCUUGAUCCUAAUGAGACCACUGAAAUCUCCAUGGCCAAUUCCAGGAUGAACAUAAGGAAGCUCAUAAAGGAUGGUUUUAUCAUCCGAAAACCAAUGAUAACCCACUCAAGAUCAAGGAUUAGGAAAGUGAAAGAAGCCAGGACAAAAGGGAGGUACUCGGGCUAUGGAAAGAGGAAGGGAACGAGAGAAGCAAGGCUACCAUCUAAGGUUCUGUGGAUGAGGAGAAUGAGAGUGUUGAGACGUUUGCUUCGAAAAUAUAGAGAAUUUGAAAAAAUUGAUAAGCACAUGUACAAUGAGAUGUACAUGAAGGUGAAAGGAAAUGUUUUCAAGAACAAACGUGUGCUCAUGGAAAGGAUUCACAAGUUGAAGUCUGAGAAAGGAAAUGACAGGUCACUUUCCGAUCAAUUUAGGGCCAAAAAUGCUCGAAAAAGAAGGUACCAGCAAGGAGAAGAAGAUGGGCCCAGCUCGCUAAAUAAAUCUCUCUCAGGGAGGAAAUUCUCAGAGUAAAUUAUGUAACUCUGUUCCUAAAUUCUGCGUUUAUUUUUGUUUCUCUCUGUUGUACAAGAUAUCAAUUUGUUUCUGCUUAGACAGAUUGUGCUUUUGUUGUAAUAUUAUGUUGUCUGAUCCUAAAUUAAUUUCCUGCUUUAACUUUUA